CGAGCGGCGGCGUCUGCGCGGAAGGGUCCCGCCCCCGGAAGUGCUUGGACCGCGCCGGGGCCGCCCGCGCCGCCGCAGCCUCCGGGUCCGCGCGGCCGCCGACGGGCCGCCAUGGCGCUGGAGCCGACGGAGGCGCGGGGGUCCUGGCCGGGCGGUGCCGAGGCCCGCGCCCGUUUCCGCGUCGCCCGCUUCAUCAUGGAGGCCGGCGUGAAGCUGGGCCUGGGCUCGGUGGCGCUGGCCACGGCCUGCGCCGCCUUCCACCGGUUCUGGCGGGCGGUGGGGCCGGCCGCCCCCCACGACCCUCACCUGGUGGCCGCCGCCGCGCUCUUCCUGGCCGGCAAGGCCCAGGGCACCCCCCUGCGCGCCCGCGACGUCCUCAACGUGGCGCACAGGUGCCUGCACCCCGGGCAGCCCCCCCCGGGGCUGGACGGGGGGUUCUGGGGGCUGCGGGACAGCCUGCUGCAGUGCGAGCUGCUGCUCCUGCGCGUCCUCCGCUUCCGCGUCCCCAUCGCGCACCCCCACAAGUACCUGGUGCAGUACCUGCUGGCGCUGGGGCGCUGGGGGCGGCGGGGGGGCUGGGGGCACCCACGGGUGCCGGGGGUCUCCUGGGCGCUGGUGCGGGACGGGGCUGCGGGGGGGCUGGGGCUGCGACACCCCCCCCAGCACUUGGCCGCCGCCGCCCUCCACCUGGCCCUGGCGCUCUGCGGGCGCCCGGCCCCCCCCGGGACCCCCCCGCGAUGGUGGCAGGUGCUGAGCCCGGGGCUGGGCGCCGAGGAGCUGGAGGGGAUCGUGCGGGAGCUGCUGGGGCUCUACGGCCUCGACACCCAGGUGGGGGGCGACCCCCCCACACCGCCCCCCCUGCCCGACCGUGAUGACGACGACGACGACGACGACGAUGACGACAGACCCCCCCGGCGCCGCCUGCAGCCGCUCGCUCCGGAACGUCUUUAA
Molecule: messenger RNA, 951 nt
Organism: Grus americana (Whooping crane)
Lineage: Eukaryota; Metazoa; Chordata; Aves; Gruiformes; Gruidae
Gene: CCNQ
Product: cyclin Q
Exons: 6
Coding region: 112-951 (279 amino acids)
Biological process (GO): regulation of transcription by RNA polymerase II
Cellular component (GO): nucleus
Molecular function (GO): cyclin-dependent protein serine/threonine kinase regulator activity
Source: RefSeq, a predicted model, not a curated record